Messenger RNA from Ixodes scapularis (black-legged tick), 567 nucleotides. Its product is annotated as piggyBac transposable element-derived protein 4. Bases 1 to 567 code for a protein of 188 amino acids. The record is from RefSeq and is a predicted model, not a curated record. The transcript has a single exon. Lineage: Eukaryota; Metazoa; Arthropoda; Arachnida; Ixodida; Ixodidae.
AUGAAAGUCUUCUUCGCCCUUCUGCUUUUACAGGGAAUAGUAGACAAGCCAGUUGUCGAGCGGUAUUGGUCAAAGCGCAGAGUGAUUGAAACCCCAGUGUUUGGAAAGGUGAUGAGUAAGAGCAGAUUUAUUCUGCUCAUGAAGUUUCUCCACUUUGCAAACAACGAAGAUGAUGUUGGUGAAGUGGGGCAAGCACGUCAGAAACUUCGCAAGAUCUGGCCGGUGCUGUCGCUCAUGAAAGAGCGCUUCAAAGCAAGCUACAUGCCAGAAGAGAAUAUAUCCAUUGACGAGAGCCUCAUGCUCUACAAGGGACGACUCUCCUGGAAACAGUUCCUUCCGCUAAAACGGUCCCGCUUCGGCGUGAAGUUCUAUGUGCUGUGUGAGGCAGCGUCCGGCUACAUAUGGGACGUCGUCAUCUACACAGGCAAGGGCACUGACGUCGACGAUCAGGCAAGCGCCAUGGGGACGAAAGUCGUCAUGAAACUAAUGGAGCCACUGCUGGACCAGGGCUAUUGCCUUACUGUGGAUAAUUUCUACACGUCGCCGGAGUUGGUUGAAAAAUUUUGA